This is a messenger RNA of Mesocricetus auratus (golden hamster), 1684 nucleotides long. It is a transcript of the gene Spint2, whose product is annotated as serine peptidase inhibitor, Kunitz type 2. The record is from RefSeq and is a predicted model, not a curated record. The coding region runs from base 1 to 1305 and encodes 434 amino acids. The transcript is spliced from 9 exons. Gene Ontology annotation, molecular function: serine-type endopeptidase inhibitor activity. Lineage: Eukaryota; Metazoa; Chordata; Mammalia; Rodentia; Cricetidae.
AUGUGCUGCUAUGGUCGCUAUUACGUGUGCCCGAGCGAGAGCGAAGGCACCGCGGCGUCGCGCUCAGAACUCACGCGGAAGGUGGAGAGCGCUCCGCAGCAUCACCCCUCCCGCCAGGGCCGGCCGGGGGCGGGGAGGGAGAGCGGCGGCUCAGGUGCCCGCCCUUCGCGCCUGCGCCGUGCCCGCCCCGCCUGGCCAGGUGCGCUCCACCCCCAGCCGGGCCGCCGCCUUCUCGAGCUUCCCGGCGGCCGCCAUUCGCGACAGCGACCCCCGGACGUCAGGAGGUGUGGCGUCCCAGGUCCUGGGAGAGCCGCGGGACGUGUUGGGAACCGACUGAGACCACGUACGCGCCAAAAACCCGAAGGAAGGGGGCUGCCUAGGAUCCGGACGCCUCGCGAUCUCCCCCCGAGACACACACACUCCGGGCGCAGCCGCCCCGAGCUCGCGGGCCUCCAGUGCGCGUGCGCGGCCGUGGGCGUUCCACACCUGCUCGGGAGACCCCAACGGCCGGCGGCUCGAGGCCCGGCUCGGCGCGGGCGGCAGGUCAUGGCGCAGCUGUGUGGGCCGCGGCGGGGCCGGGCGCUCCUCGCCCUGUUAGCUUCGCUGCUCCUCUCCGGGGCCGAGGCGGCCGGCAGAGACCUAGACAUCCACGAGUCUUGUGGAGUUACGAAGGUAGUAGGGAAAUGCCGGGCUUCCAUCCCCAGGUGGUGGUACAAUGUCACUGACGGGUCCUGCCAGCCAUUUGUGUAUGGAGGCUGUGAAGGAAAUGGCAAUAACUACCACAGCAAGGAGGAGUGUCUUGAGAAGUGUGCUGGUGUCACUGGGAACACCAUUGAUGGUGUGGCCAGGAACGGAAAUGGAGCUGAGUCUUCUGUCCUGAGUGUUCCCAGGAAGCAGGAUUCUGAGGACCUCUCUGGUGAGAUCUUCAACUAUGAAGAAUACUGUGUCCCAAAGGCUGUCACUGGGCCUUGCCGCGCAGCCUUCCCUCGAUGGUACUAUAACGUUGAGAAGAAUUCCUGUGACAGCUUCAUCUACGGCGGGUGCCGGGGCAACAAGAACAGCUACCUCUCCCAGGAGGCGUGCAUGCAGCGCUGCUCUGGCAAACAGACAUAUCCUAUCCUGGCCCCUGGAAUAAAAGCGGUGGUCCUGGUGGGGCUGUUCGUGACGGCCUUGGUCCUCCUCCUGGGGGCCUCUGUGGUCUGCCUGGUCCGUGUGGCACGCAGGAAGCAGGAGCGCGCUCUCCGCACCGUCUGGAGCACUGGGGAUGACAAGGAGCAGCUGGUGAAGAACACUUGUGUCUUGUGAAGGCCCCGCUGCUGGAGAGCAGAGGGAGGGAGGGCAUGCGCUUCUCAGAAACAGAGCAGCGGCCGCCUGCAUCAAUAAGAUCAUCAGGGGAGUUUGGUCCUCGCCUUCCCGGGCCAGGGAGGCUCUUCCUUGUCCUGCUUGGCUGCUUACCCCCUGGCUUCUGUUUGGCUGCUUACCCCCUGACUUGUGUCCUCUCAGCCGCUCCCUCCGCCUCUCCACCCAUUGCCUCCUUUAGCAUCACUGGUAUCUGGUAGCUUGCUUUGUUUGAUUUAUGUGGUAUUUUUUUAAGUAAAGGUUUUUUAAUUGGGAUUCUGAAAGAAAAGAUGGAUGUUUAAUGAAAUGGAUGAAAUGGGCCUUUUCAAAUAAAAUUUACUACGUA